Messenger RNA from Racocetra fulgida, 821 nucleotides. The record is from the annotation of a GenBank genome assembly. NCBI's taxonomy places the organism in Eukaryota, Fungi, Glomeromycota, Glomeromycetes, Diversisporales, Gigasporaceae.
AUGCACAUAGCUGGAUUUUGCAGCAGAUUAAACAAGCAACAAAUAGUGCUACUCCACAGGUUAUUUUUACCGACGCGGACCCUGCCUUACUCUCCGCAAUACGUGAUGAGUUUCCAACUACAAACUCUCUUCAUUGCAUGUUUCACAUUGCUCAAAAUAUUCCUCUCAACUUGAAAAACCAUCUUAAAGACAAUUAUGAUGAGUUUAUUAAAGAUUUCUUCGAAGUACAACGAGUUAGCUUUGUUACAAUAUUCGAAUAUCGGUGGAAAUGUCUGCUUGAUAAGUAUAGUAAUGAGAAUGUAAUUAAUUACUUGCGACGGCUUUAUGCCAAAAAAUUAACAGCAUGUGUUCUCGAAGAAGACAAAAAAACAGAAUACGCUUUAUUUCGUGCGUCAGUUCCUAAAGCGGCUUUGGUUGCGACAGCUGAUAGUAUUCUUCCAAAUGUUUGUAAAAUGCUACGCAAGUAUCUAACUGUAGAAAUGCUUAAAAUUCAAGAAGAUCAAAUAAAACAAUCACUUCAAUAUCAUGCGACGAUAGUGGUUCAAGAAGAAUUGCAAAGAUUUCUUAACGUAAAAUCAUUUCUGGUUGCACAAAAAUUUGGAAUGGAACAGUCAGUAACAAUGGGCUGGAAUGGUUUAGUUCCUUAUCUUAAUGCUUUAAAUCAAGGUACCGUGUAUGAAAUGAAGGAUAUAAACCGCAAGACAAUAGAUGAACGUAAACUUACCAGCAAAAUUGAAAAAAGAAGGUUGGAUCCAAAAGAGUUAAUGAAUCCUCAUAAACGUAAGGCUACCAAAAAAAGCAAAACGCAAGUUACACUGUAA